UUUCCUCCUUUCUUCACUUUCAAGCUAACUUUUUUACUGCUAGCAUAAGCCAUGAUCGAUAGGCCAUGCUCGUGGGUUGGCGUUCAUGAAAAAGGAAACGAGAUGCGGAUACUGUACGUGUCUUCCAAUAUCAAGCAGAUACUCGAUUACGAGCCUAGCGAGAUGAUUGGCAAGCCGACAUUGUCAUUCAUUGCAAGCGACCUCGUUCCUGCAUAUGCUGGCGACUUUGGCGAGCGAACACUGGAAAACGUGUCUGUGGGGUAUACUCGGGUAAAGCACAGGGACGGGACGUCGCUUGCUAUCCGUAUAAUUUCCUUUGCAUGCAGCGACAUCCAGUUCAACGUCGGUAGCUUUGACCCGAACGGAUCGUUCGAGCUGCUGCUGGAGACAGCACGGGUUCAGCGAUUCCAAUACAUGGCCAAGGAUAACGGGCGCUCAGAGACCCUGGCACGGAUUCCAGCAGGCACUGGGAGACAGUGUAAAAUUGAGUUUGCAACGAACAGCAUGUCGCUGAUUGUGAAUGCUGAUGCCUGCGAUCUUCAUGGACUGGAGUUUCUGUUGCUAGUUGUGACAGCUGACAUUGCCAAGGCAGGCGAGUUCUUGCAGCAGGUAGCGUCGAAACCAGAUGUGACAUUCGUUGUGCUGAACAUGCGGUGCAAUCCGCUGGGGCCAGACACUGAGCAGAACGAAACUGUACCGGUUGAAAUCAUGGGGAUUGGAUCCGAGUGCGGUGGGAUUCUCUUGUGUCAGCCAGCGAACUGGCCCCGGACGCAAAGAGGUGCCGUGCAUAUCAUCAACGGCAAUGAGAAUGAUAGUGCAAACUACUUGUCGCUGGAAGAGCUCAUCUCGUCAGACAUCGACACAUCUGACUACGGAGAUGCAUGGAGAGCCUCCCAAAUUACCAAGGCCACGAAUCUCGUUCCCUAG
Linderina pennispora is the source of this 927-nucleotide messenger RNA. RefSeq lists its product as uncharacterized. Lineage: Eukaryota; Fungi; Kickxellomycota; Kickxellomycetes; Kickxellales; Kickxellaceae. Bases 52 to 927 code for a protein of 291 amino acids. The transcript is spliced from 4 exons. The record is from RefSeq and is a predicted model, not a curated record.